Molecule: messenger RNA, 4922 nt
Organism: Talaromyces proteolyticus
Lineage: Eukaryota; Fungi; Ascomycota; Eurotiomycetes; Eurotiales; Trichocomaceae
Product: P-loop containing nucleoside triphosphate hydrolase protein
Exons: 4
Coding region: 30-4739 (1569 amino acids)
Biological process (GO): transmembrane transport
Cellular component (GO): membrane
Molecular function (GO): ABC-type transporter activity; ATP binding; ATP hydrolysis activity
Source: RefSeq, a predicted model, not a curated record
CAACAUCCCACUCUAGGACGAUAUGGAGAAUGCUUGAUUCGCAGGUGACCUCCUUCGCGAUAGGCUGCCUGGCCGUGUUCCUGUCUGGGCUGGACUGUAUUCCUGCCAUCAAAAGUAUUACCAGUCGAGUCGCGCGCCAGGCGGCUCGGGAAGAUGAGCAAUCACUGGCCAAGGCCGCCUAUCGCGAUGAAGACGGCGAAGCAACCGAGGAGUCGCUGCGAGCUUUCUCGGAUAAAUGGCAACGGGUCUCAAUUGUCGUAUCUUCCUUUAGCGGGCUCUUAGUAACUCUGGCUUUGGCCGUUAUCACAACGUUGAAAUACAGUACCGACUACACAGCGCUCGUAUGGCUGCAAUUCAGUGUCUGGGUCUUUCUGUCUAGUCAAGCGGUUGUCUUCUUCACAGAGCCGCGCCCGACACGCCGGUUCGACCACGCCUUCUAUGCACUAUGGGGCAGUUUCAUUGCUGUAGCACUUCCCUGUGCGCAUAUCGCGCUGGCAUCUUAUGACGGCAAAGCACUUCCUCAUGACCGCGCCUGGGUCGUUCUGACGAUCCUUGCCCUCUUGCGAGCCUUGUACUGCAUCAUCCUACCGCGCCGGCCGGACGUAUAUUUCGAGGGCCAACUGGUGGACCAGCAAUUCACCGUCUCCGUGCUCAGCCGAUUCACCUUUACGUGGGCGGGCACCCUCCUUCAGUAUGCAGUCAAAAACAGGAAACUGGAUCCCGGCAGCCUUCCAAAGUUGCCGUUACCCACACGCGCACACAUUCUGCGAGCUAACUUUGAGCGAGCAAUUGGGUCGCGAAAGAUCUGGAAAGCGAUCAUAUUUGCUCACCUCAAGCCUAUUAUCCUGCAGAUGAUGUUGACUAUAGUAACCUGCAUUUUGAGUUUAGGUCCACAGGUCGCUUUGUAUAACAUUUUGAACUCAAUGGAAGCUCGUGGGACGGAUUCGUGGGCUGCUCUCCAGUCUUGGUUUUGGGUACUCGCCUUGGGCAUCCUGAUACUGGCUGCUUCCAGCGUGGAGUCAUGGCUGUUCUGGGUGAGAUGCUACUAUCUUGGUCUUCCCAUCUAUCAAGCACUAUCCGCCACGAUCUUUGCCAAGUCUAUGCGAAGAAAAGAUGCCAAGCAUACGAAGAAAUCCAAAGAUGCGGAUACACCUGACGCCUCGUCAAAGGUACUGUUGAAAGAGGAGGAAGAGGAAGACGACGAAGAGGCCUUGAAGAAGAACCGACAGAGCAUCAUUAAUCUCGUUGCCGUGGACGCCAGGCGGAUUUCUGACUUUGCUACGUUUAGUUAUCUCAUCCCUCUUGCGAUAAUGAAAGUACUUCUGGGCUGCGGCUUCUUAAUCAAGAUUCUUGGAUGGCGCAGCGCCCUUGCAGGUCUGGGUGUUUCGGUUCUCAUCACGCCUUUUAAUAUCUACGCUGCCAAGAAGUAUACCAGUGCCCAGGACCGACUGAUGAAGGCCCGAGACCAGAAGAUGGCCGUUGUGACAGAGGUGCUCCAGGGUAUCCGGCAGAUUAAGUUCUCCGCUCUAGAGAAGCAGUGGCAGAAUCGGAUUGCGGAAGUGCGCGAGACAGAGCUGAUAGCUUUGUGGACCGCGUUCCUCUAUAAUAUCGGCCUGAUCUCGAUCUGGAUUCUCGGGCCUGUGGGGCUGUCAGCUAUAUCUCUCACAGUGUAUGCUAUGAUUCAUGGUGGCCUCGAGGCGUCUGUGGCUUUCACAGCCAUGUCGGUCUUCGGUUCCCUGGAAUUAUCGCUGGCUAUCGUCCCAGAAAUGAUGGCCAACGGCCUGGAAGCCAUGGUCAGCGCAGACCGUAUUGACAAGUACAUGAGGACCCCCGAUAAAAUCAUUAACACUGUCCCUGCUGAGAAUAUCGCCUUUGAGAAUGCCACGGUGGCCUGGCCCGCAGAUCAGACAGAGGGCCAGGCAAGUGAUGAGGACCGGUUUACUCUUCGUAAUUUGGAUGUGGCUUUCCCCACGAAGGGCCUCAGUGUGGUGUCCGGUCGAACUGGAUCUGGAAAAAGUCUACUGCUUUCAUCUCUAUUAGGGGAAUGUGACGUUCUUGAGGGGACUAUCAAAGUCCCCGUUCCACCUCCUAUCAGUGACCGUUUCGAUCACUUGGCGACCCCAAGCAACUGGAUCAUCGACUCUGCCAUUGCAUAUGUUGCCCAGAUUCCGUGGGUUGAAAAUGCAACGAUCAAAGAUAACAUCCUGUUCGGGCUGGAAUUCGAAGAAGAGCGCUAUCGGAAGGUGCUAUUCGCAUGUGCAUUGCAAAAAGAUUUCGAUAUGCUUCCCGAUGGCGAACUGACGGAUAUCGGUGCCAAUGGUGUCAACCUGAGCGGUGGCCAGCGAUGGCGCGUAUCGUUCGCACGAGCAUUGUAUUCUCGCGCUGGGAUUCUCAUUAUGGACGAUAUUUUCAGCGCCUUAGAUGCGCACACGGGCCGCCAUGUCUAUGAGCAUGCCCUUACUGGAGAUCUCGGUCAAAACCGCACCCGAAUUCUGGUUACUCAUCAUGUCGCUCUGUGUCUUCCUCGUACGGACUACUCGGUGCUACUGGAGAACGGCCGUGUCAAGUAUGCGGGUACUAUCGACGAGCUCACUAAGUCCAAUCACCUGGAAGAUAUCUUGCGCGAAGAAAAUGCUGCGGAAGAGGAGGACCAUGUGGCUGACAAGGUCGACGAGGUUCUCAAUGACGAGGAAACAAACCUUCACAAGGCUAUAUCGAAUACCCCUCAUCAGCAUCCGAGUACGGGAACAAUUGGUGCUUUUGCUGAGCCCACGAAAAUCAAACCCCCCAAGAAGUUUAUUGAGGAGGAGAGGCGCGAGACUGGCCGGGUUAAGCUAUCCGUGUACGCGGCUUAUCUUUCCAAGGGUGGCCAUUGGACGUAUUGGCUGCUAGCGUGUGUGGUCUAUCUCAGCAAUUCUAUGCUCGUGAUAGGGCGAGCUUGGUGGGUCAAUAUCUGGACUAGUUCUUCAUCCAGCACCCAGGCGCAUCCCGAGCUGUUCCCUGCUCUCUUGCAGCAUUCAAUGAAUAGAACAAUACCAGCUCAUCAAGACGAUGACCUCGCGAUGUAUCUAAGCGUGUAUGUCGGUAUUUCAGUCCUGUCCUGUGUUAUUGGAACAGCCCGAUACUAUUUCACGCUCAACGCUGCCGUCAAGGGAGCGAGAGGCCUGUUCAAUGGGCUAGUUUACGCCGUGCUUCGCGCUCCGCUCCGAUGGCUUGAUACUGUUCCCCUUGGACGAAUUCUCAACAGAUUCACCGCAGACUUCCACAUGAUUGACUCCAGACUGGGAUACGAUAUCGGAUUCACAGCUAGCAAGGUCCUGGAGGUGCUCGGAAUCCUGGUAGCCGGGGUUCUCGUCUCGCCCGUGGUGGCUAUCUUUGCCAUGGCCCUUCUUUUAGUCUCCCUAAAGGUGGCUAUGACCUACUUUCCCGGGGCACGAGAGAUUAAGCGUAUCGAGUCAGUCUCCAAGAGCCCCGUGUUUGAGCAAUUCGGGUCGAGUCUAGCGGGAUUAGUAACCAUCCGCGCCUUCAGCAAGAGUGAUACUUACAUCGGAAUUAUCUACAACAAAAUCAAUGGCCAUGCCCAGGCCUGGUGUAAUAUGUGGCUGUUCAACCGCUGGCUUGGGUUCCGCAUGAGCCUCAUUGGCGCCAUAUUCGCAACUUUCACCGCUGCCCUUGUGGUUUAUGUGCCCGGCAUCACGGCCUCUCUCGCAGGAUUUGCGCUCAGCUUUGCCCUACAAUUUAACUCUGCAGUCUCAAUGGCGCUACGCCAAUAUGCUAGUACCGAGCUGAACAUGAACGCUACCGAGCGUGUUAUCGAGUACUCCAAUAUCGAGCUUGAAAAUCAGGGAGGCGCCGAUGCACCUGCCGCCUGGCCCACAGAAGGACGACUAGAAGUAAACAACCUGGUGGUUGGGUAUGCGCCAGAUCAGCCUCCCGUGCUGAAUGGACUAAGUUUCGCCAUCGAGAAAAACCAGCGCGUCGGCGUCGUCGGCCGCACGGGUGCCGGCAAGUCUUCGUUGACUCUUGCACUGUUCCGUUUUCUUGAAGCGCGCGAAGGCCAAAUCCUGAUUGACGGCCUCGACGUGGCUAAGAUCAAGCUUCAUGAUCUGCGCAGCCGGUUGGCCAUCAUUCCGCAAGACCCAGUCCUUUUUUCCGGGACAAUUCGCUCAAACUUGGACCCGUUCAGCGAAUACAAUGACCAAGACCUGUAUGACGCAUUGACACGCGUACACUUGAUUUCUGACGAUGACGAUAUUCUCAGUACGCAUUCUACUACGUCGCAGCACCAAGAGAGCACCGGUGCAACGACCCCAGACACAGCGACAGCGACAGCAACCGCCAACGCUAAUAUCUUUACCUCUCUCAGUGCCACAAUCUCUGAGGGCGGUCUCAAUCUCUCACAGGGACAGCGGCAACUCCUGUGCCUUGCCCGGGCUAUCGUCUCGCGUCCCAAGAUCAUGGUGCUAGACGAAGCCACCUCUGCCGUCGACAUGGACACCGAUGCCCUGAUCCAACAGUCUAUUCGCACGGAGUUUGGACGCAACGCCACCACACUACUGGUUAUCGCGCACCGAUUAAGUACUAUUGCGGAUUUCGACCAGAUUCUCGUGAUGGAUGCUGGCAAGGCGGUCGAAUUUGGUCCUCCGAAGGACUUGAUGGGUAUCAAUGGGGGGUUGUUUAAGAAUCUGGUAGAGAACAGUGGGGAGAAGGAUGUGCUAGAGAAGAUGAUUUUCGGAUAAAAAGAAAAGUCAAGAUUUAUCUGCUUGUUUAUCUAUGUAUAGAUUCAUAUUUACAUCAAUAUUGAACAUCUCGGAUACCGAGAAUGAUGUCAUUAUUGUAUUUUCUGUAAAAUCAUACUGGAGGACUAUAGCAUGAUAGCAUGAAAGGUGUCCGUCAACACAGCUCGCCGAUUUGGCGUUCCG